AACUUUAACCGAUGUAAAAUGAGCUUGUCAAAAUCAGAACGAGAGUCUAUUAUAUUAAAUGACGCCAGAGGAAUACAACAUCCUUUCUAUUACGUAAGUCAGAGUAAAGAUGGUAAAAUAUAUGUAAGAAAAAGAAAGGUUCCAUUAGCGAAUG
Molecule: messenger RNA, 154 nt
Organism: Trichomonas vaginalis G3
Lineage: Eukaryota; Parabasalia; Trichomonadida; Trichomonadidae
Exons: 1
Source: RefSeq, a predicted model, not a curated record